CAAAGCUCAUCGCCUUCCAAAAGCAAAAUUACACAAACAGAUUAGCACUUGUCGAUAUUAUAUUACAAGGCAAAUGCUCAUAAAUUUGAUUUCUACAUGAAAUUUCGACAGCAAAAACUGCGUCAGCGUUCACUGUCAAGAAUUCACCCAGGUCCUGUGAUGCGGGGAAGAUCAUGUUAGGGUUUUGAGACAUUUGUACUGUAUGUAUAUUGCUCUAUAAUUAUAUAAUUAUAGUAUGGCGCUGGUCACUACUGCACAGUCGAUACGGUACAUGCCAUCUGGAGCUGCUGCCGGAGCUGGAAACUUGGAAGCUCUCAACCGUGUCCUGGCUGACCUCUGUGUCCGCGGAAUUCCCAAGGACGGGGCUGCUUUGGCGUUGAGAAGACACGUGGAGGAACGAGCUCGUGACCUUAGUGGUGAAGCAUUCUCUCGUUUCAUGGAUCAGUUGUAUGAUCGUAUCACCAGCCUCUUGGAGAGCAAUGAUGUUUCUGAAAAUUUGGGUGCUUUGAGGGCUAUUGAUGAGCUUAUAGAUGUACCAAUCGGGGAGAAUGCUGUGAAAGUUUCAAAGAUUGCAACUUACAUGCGAACAACAUUUGAGGCCAAACGUGAACCUGAAACAUUAGUUGUUGCCAGCAAAGUUCUGGGACACUUGGCCAGAGCUGGUGGAGCAAUGACAGCUGAUGAAGUGGAGCAGCUGGUAAAAAUUGCAUUGGAUUGGCUUCGUGGGGAGAGAAUUGAGCACCGGCGUUUUGCUGCGGUUUUAAUUUUAAAAGAAAUGGCGGAGAAUGCUUCAACAGUUUUCAACGUCCAUGUUCCUGAGUUUGUUGAUGCUAUCUGGGUUGCUCUAAGAGAUCAAAAAUUGGAUAUUCGGGAGAGAGCUGUGGAGGCAUUGCGUGCCUGCCUUAGGGUCAUUGAGAAGCGCGAAACUCGAUGGCGUGUGCAAUGGUAUUAUCGUAUGUUUGAGGCAACACAAGAUGGACUGGGAAGAAAUGCUCCUAUACAUAGCAUACAUGGUUCCCUGCUUGCAGUUGGGGAGCUGCUGAGGAAUACAGGUGAAUUCAUGAUGUCUCGAUAUAGAGAAGUCGCUGAGAUUGUCCUUCGGUAUUUGGAGCAUCGAGAUCGGCUUGUCCGUCUCAGCAUAACUUCUUUGCUUCCUCGAAUUGCUCAUUUCCUGCGAGACCGUUUUGUGACUAAUUAUCUGACGAUUUGCAUGAAGCAUAUACUUCAUGUUCUUAAAAUACCUGCGGAAGCUGCUAGUGGGUUCAUUGCCCUCGGUGAAAUGGCUGGUGCAUUGGAUGGCGAACUCAUCAAUUAUUUGCCGACAAUAACAACUCACUUGCGUGAUGCUAUUGCUCCUCGUAGAGGGCGACCCUCUAUGGAGGCUUUGGCAUGUGUUGGAAAUCUUGCAAAAGCCAUGGGACCUUCUAUGGAGCCUCACAUACGAAGUCUUCUAGAUGCAAUGUUUUCCAUUGGAUUAUCCUCCACUUUAGUGGAAGCCCUCGAGCACAUAACUGCCAGCAUUCCUACCUUGCUUCCAACCAUUCAAGUACGCUUGCUUGAUUGUAUUUCUGGGGUUCUUUCUCGAAACCAACAAGUUCAGUCAAGGCCUUCUAAUGCCAUUACUCGGACUAGUAGCUCAGCUGCUACGUUGCAAGUACCGGAACUCAGUGGUUCAGCUCUUGUUCAACUUGCCUUACAGACUCUUGCUCGUUUCGAUUUUAAGGAUCGGGAUCUUCUUGAGUUUGCGAGAGGGUCGGUUGUGCCCUAUCUAGAAGAUGAUGAUGGUGGUACAAGAAAAGACGCUGCUUUGUGUUGCUGCAAACUAAUGGCGAAUUCCUUGUUUGGCGUCUUGUCAGUUCAAUUUACUUCUAACAGAACAACUCGUUCCGGUGGAAGGCGGCGUCGCCUCGUUGAGGAGAUUGUGGAAAAACUUCUCAUUGCAGCUGUUGCUGAUGCUGAUGUUACAGUUCGACGAUCUAUAUUUUCUUCUUUGCAUGAGACUGGGGGAUUUGAUGAUUAUUUGGCUCAGGCUGAUUGUUUGACAGCAGUGUUUGCUGCUUUAAAUGAUGAGGAUUUCGCCGUUCGGGAAAUUGCUAUAUCACUGGCUGGAAGACUAUCUGAAAAGAAUCCAGCAUAUGUUCUUCCAGCUCUCCGUCGUCAUCUUAUUCAAUUGUUAACUUAUCUGAAACAAAGUUCGCUGUAUGUCAUUGACAUUGCUACUUUUGCUGGCAGUUCUGAUAGCAAAUGCAGAGAGGAAAGUGCGAAAUUGUUGGGAUGCUUAAUUCGUAAUUGUGAGAGAUUGAUUCUCCCAUAUAUUUCUCCAAUACACAAGGCCCUCAUUACAAAACUCAAUGAGGGAACUGCGGCGAGUGUCAAUAAUGGCAUAAUAAGUGGAGUUCUAGUAACUGUUGGAGAUCUCGCCAGAGUAGGUGGAUUUGCAAUGAGGCAGUAUAUUCCAGAGUUGAUGCCCUUAAUUGUUGAAGCUUUAUUAGAUAGUGCAGCUGCCAUGAAACGUGAAGUGGCAGUUACCACUCUAGGCCAAUUAGUACAAAGCACAGGUUAUGUUAUUACUCCAUAUAAUGAGUAUCCUCAAUUGCUUGGGUUACUUCUGAAGUUGCUCAAUGGUGAGUUGGCAUGGUCUACCAGACGUGAAGUUUUAAAGGUCCUUGGCAUAAUGGGUGCAUUAGAUCCCCAUGUGCAUAAACGCAAUCAGCUAACCUUACCAGGGUCCCAUGGCGAAGUUGCUCGUGCAGCUUGUGAUGCUGGUCAGCAUAUCAGGUCAAUGGAUGAAAUACCCAUGGAUCUUUGGCCAUCCUUUGCGACAUCAGAAGACUAUUACUCCACUGUUGCUAUCAGUUCCCUGAUGCGAAUUUUCAGAGAUCCUUCACUUUCAAGUUACCACCAAAAGGUCGUUGGAUCUCUAAUAUUCAUUUUCAAGGCAAUGAAUCUUGGUUGUGUUCCUUACUUACCCAAGGUUCUGCCUGAACUUCUUCAUACUGUUCGUACGUGUGAGGAUAAUAAUCUUAAGGAGUAUAUUACAUGGAAACUUGGAACAUUGGUUUCUAUUGUUCGCCAGCAUAUUCGGAAAUAUCUUCCAGAUUUAUUCUCUCUAAUAUCAGAAUUAUGGUCAUCAUUCAAUUUGCCUGCUAACAGCAGACUAGUCCAUGGAUCUCCGGUCCUCCAUCUGCUUGAGCAACUUUGCUUGGCUCUUAAUGAUGAAUUUAGGACACAUCUUCCCUUUAUUCUUCCAUCCUGCAUUCAAGUGCUAAGUGAUGCUGAGAGGUUUAAAGACUACACUUAUGUUGUUGACAUUCUCCGAACUGUUGAAGUUUUUGGCGGAACAUUGGAUGAGCAUAUGCAUCUUCUUCUUCCUGCACUCAUUCGAAUCUUUAAGUUGGAUGCUUCUGUAGAAGUGCGGCGUGCUGCUAUUAGAACACUUACUAAGUUGAUUCCUCGUGUACAGGUGACUGGUCACAUAUCAGCUCUUGUGCAUCACUUGAAGCUAGUCUUGGACGGAAAUGGAGUAGAUCUCAUCUUUAAGAGUAGGCUCAGACCCGGAUCCGUUGUAAUUCUCAUGGACAAGAAAAAUGAUGAGCUCAGGAAAGAUGCUGUUGAUGCACUUUGUUGUCUAGCUCAUUCCCUUGGUGAAGACUUCACUAUUUUCAUCCCUUCCAUCCAUAAGCUUUUGUUGAAGCAUCGCAUGCGGCAUAAGGAUUUUGAAGAAAUUGAAGAUCGCAUAAGAAGAAGGGAGCCAUUGAUCCUAGGGAGUGCUGUUCAAAAACAAACUCGUCGACUUCCUGGGGAAGUUAUUAGCGACCCUUUGAAUGAUACGGAGGAUCCAGAGUGUAGAGUUGAUCCACACAAGCCUCAUAAGGUUAAUGAGGGUCGGAUACGUGCUGCGGGGGAAGCUUCUCAACGCAGUACGAGAGAGGACUGGGCAGAGUGGAUGAGACAUUUUAGCAUUGAACUAUUGAAGGAAUCACCUGCACCUGCUCUGAGAACAUGUGCCAAGCUUGCCCAACUCCAACCUUUUGUUGGACGAGAGUUGUUUGCGGCUGGUUUUGUCAGCUGCUGGACAGAGCUGAAUGAGCCUUGCCGAAGACAGCUGGUGCGAAGUCUGGAAAUGGCAUUUUCAUCUCCAAACAUACCUCCCGAAAUUCUUGCCACACUUUUGAACUUGGCUGAGUUUAUGGAACACGAUGAGAGACCCCUUCCUAUUGAUAUACGUCUACUGGGUGCCCUAGCAGAAAAGUGUCGUGCAUUUGCAAAGGCUCUGCACUAUAAAGAGAUGGAAUUUGAAGGUGCAUGCUCAAAUAGGAUGGACGGCAACCCUGUUGCUGUAGUUGAAGCUCUUAUUCAUAUCAAUAACCAAUUGCACCAACACGAGGCUGCAGUUGGAAUAUUGACGUAUGCUCAACAACAUUUGGGGGUUCAACUGAAGGAGUCAUGGUAUGAGAAACUCCAGCGAUGGGAUGAUGCUCUCAAAGCCUACACCGUCAAAGCCUCUCAAGUAUCAAGCCAACAUCUUAUUCUGGAAGCAACGCUAGGACGCAUGAGAUGCCUUGCUGCACUUGCUAGAUGGGAAGAGCUCAACAAUCUCUGCAAGGAGUAUUGGACACCUGCUGAGCCAGCUGCUAGACUGGAAAUGGCCCCAAUGGCUGCGAAUGCUGCCUGGAACAUGGGUGAGUGGGAUCAGAUGGCCGAAUACGUUUCUCGGUUGGAUGAUGGAGACGAAACCAAGCUUCGAGUUUUGGGUAAUACUGCUGCUACAGGGGAUGGGAGCAGUAAUGGAACUUUCUUCAGGGCUGUCUUAUUAGUUCGUAGAGGGAAGUAUGAUGAGGCACGCGAAUAUGUUGAAAGAGCAAGGAAAUGCUUGGCUACGGAAGUGGCUGCAUUGGUUCUUGAGAGUUAUGAACGUGCAUACAGCAAUAUGGUCCGCGUUCAGCAGCUAUCAGAAUUGGAGGAGGUCAUUGAUUACUGUACACUGCCUGCUGGAAACCCUGUUUCUGAGGGACGAAGGGCCCUCAUCCGGAACAUGUGGAGUGAACGAAUAAGAGGCGCAAAACGAAAUGUUGAGGUCUGGCAAGCGCUUUUGUCUGUCAGGUCACUUGUGCUUCCACCUACAGAAGAUGCAGAGACAUGGAUAAAGUUCGCCUCUCUUUGCCUUAAAAGUGGCAGAACCAGUCAAGCUAGAUCAACUCUAACUAAACUCUUACAGUUUGAUCCAGAAUCAACCCCUGAAACCGAACGAUAUCAUGGGGACCCUCAAGUUAUUCUGGCUUACUUGAAAUAUCAAUGGUCAAUUGGGGAAGAUCAUAGGCGCAAAGAAGCUUUCACCAGACUGAAGGAUUUGGCCAUGGACCUUUCAAGAAUGCCUGGUUUUCAACAGUCCAUGCAGUCUGAUGUUUCGUCUUCCUCGAGUAUGCCUUUCGUUGCUCGUGUUUAUCUCAAAUUGGGAACUUGGCAGUGGGCACUGUCCCCUGCUCUAUUACAUCUAGUUGAUGAUAAGGUGUUUUUGUUAUUAGAAAUCCUCAAUGCAUUCCGUAACGCAACUCACUGUGCAACAAAGUGGGCAAAAGCUUGGCACAAAUGGGCACUUUUUAAUACAGCAGUCAUGUCUCACUACACUUUGAGAGGUUAUCAGAGCAUUACUGGACAGUUUGUUGUUGCUGCUGUCACUGGAUAUUUUCAUUCCAUAGCUUGUGGGGCACAUGCUAAAGGAGUGGAUGACAGUUUACAGGAUAUCCUUCGUCUCCUAACUUUGUGGUUCAACCAUGGGGCCACAUCAGAGGUUCAGGUGGCACUACAGAAAGGAUUUUCACUUGUAAAUAUAAACACAUGGUUGGUUGUUUUGCCCCAAAUAAUUGCCAGAAUACAUUCUAAUAACCAUGCAGUUAGAGAACUGAUACAAGCACUGUUGGUACGAAUUGGCCAGAUCCAUCCACAGGCUCUUAUGUACCCUCUUCUCGUGGCAUGCAAAUCUAUUAGCAAUUUAAGGAAACAGGCAGCUCAGGAAGUGGUUGAUAGAGUUAGACAGCACAGUGGGGUGCUAGUGGAUGAGGCCCAACUUGUAUCUACGGAGUUGAUCCGAGUUGCAAUACUUUGGCAUGAAAUGUGGCACGAGGCGUUAGAAGAGGCAAGCCGCUUAUAUUUUGGUGAACAUAAUGUUGAGGGAAUGCUGAAUGUUUUAGAGCCAUUGCACCAAAUGCUUGAGGAAGGUGCAAUGAGGGCCAAUACUACCAUAAAAGAGAAAGCCUUCAUUCAGCAAUUCCGUCAUGAACUUUUGGAGGCCUAUGACUGCUGCAUCAGAUACAGAAGGACCGGAAAAGAUGCGGAAUUAACUCAGUCGGUAUCUCCAGAAUUGUUGCAGUGCCGUGAUCUAAAACUUGCUGUCCCUGGAACCUAUAAAGCUGACUCGCCUGUGGUGACUAUUGGAUCAUUUGCACCCCAACUUGUUGUCAUUACUUCCAAACAACGGCCUCGUAAGUUGACAAUACAUGGAAGUGAUGGGGAAGAAUAUGCUUUCUUGUUGAAGGGGCAUGAAGAUUUACGUCAAGAUGAGCGUGUGAUGCAGCUCUUUGGAUUGGUAAAUACGCUUCUGGCAAAUUCUAGAAAAACUGCUGCGAAGGAUCUGUCUAUCCAAAGAUAUGAGGUCAUUCCACUAUCUCCAAACAGUGGCCUCAUAGAAUGGGUCCCAAAUUGUGAUACCUUGCACCAUCUCAUUCGGGAGUACAGAGAUGCCAGAAAGAUCAGCCUAAAUCAUGAACAUAAAUUAAUGCUCGGUUUUGCUCCGGACUAUGAUCAUUUGCCUCUUAUAUCAAAAGUUGAGGUGUUUGAGUACGCCUUGCAAAAUACAGAAGGGAAUGACCUUUCUAGGGUGCUCUGGUUAAAGAGUCGCACUUCAGAGAUCUGGUUGGACAGGAGGACCAACUACACAAGAAGCUUGGCCGUUAUGAGUAUGGUUGGUUACUUGCUUGGCCUGGGUGAUCGACAUCCAAGCAACCUCAUGCUGCAUCGUUAUAGCGGGAAGAUAUUGCAUAUUGACUUUGGAGAUUGCUUUGAAGCCUCAAUGAACCGUGAGAAAUUCCCUGAAAAGGUUCCCUUCCGCCUGACCAGAAUGCUUGUUAGAGCAAUGGAGGUCAGUGGUAUUGAAGGGAACUUCCGCUCCACCUGCGAAAGUGUCAUGCAGGUUUUGCGAACGAACAAAGACAGCGUGAUGGCAAUGAUGGAGGCAUUUGUGCACGACCCGUUGAUAAAUUGGCGUCUCUUUAACUUCAAUGAAGUUCCUCAAGUGCCUACUCUUACGAGUGCACAUGCCCAACCCACUGUGAAUGGAGAGGAUUCCAUUCCUGGUGCCGAGAUGCUUCAGCCACAGCGUGUCAUUCGUGAGAGGGAGCUCCUUCAGGUAUAUCCUUUUGGUAAUAUGGUUGCAUGGGACGAGGGCUGCUUCACUGAUGAUCGACGAUGGGAGACUUCUUUCGGGAUCAAGAUCUCAGAAUUCUCUAACGGCUUGGAAGCCGCCGAGUUCUUGGAUGACAGGGUGUCGACCGAGUAUGAGGGCGACGCAUUAGAUUAUGGUGAUCAAUUACAUCGAGCCUCCAUGUGUGAAAAUAAAACAUUGAAGGUGAAUAUUAAGGGGAGGAUCUGCUGCUUACUGCUCACAGAAAGACCCGACCUAUACGUCGUUCGCCUAUCUUUCUGA
Striga asiatica is the source of this 7702-nucleotide messenger RNA. The record is from the annotation of a GenBank genome assembly. Lineage: Eukaryota; Viridiplantae; Streptophyta; Magnoliopsida; Lamiales; Orobanchaceae.